ACCCAAACGAUGUUUUAUUUUGGUAAUUGGGAACGGAAGUGCUUAGUUCCCUGUGAGCGACUUGAUACGAGUGACUGAGGUGGAGGCAGUCAGGCUGCGACAGAAAAACAAGCGAGGCUAGGUCGAGCAGUACGUGGUCAGUGCAUGGUUUAAAAGGAAAAAGAAAAAAAAAAAAAAGGGAAACCCGAGGAUAUGUGGAUUUAAACGUUAAUUUUGUCGCUUUUACGCGGGCUUAGCUACUCGCGGUCUGGCACAGGGGUCUUCGUUUUGGCGUGUGUGGUGUGUCGCCGUUUGCCCAUUCUCACUGGAGUGAACACUAAGGGGGACUCCAUGAAAGAUGACAGAGGAGGUUAUUGUUGUAGCCAAGUGGGACUACACGGCCCAGCAGGACCAGGAACUUGACAUCCGCAAAAACGAGCGUCUCUUCCUCCUGGACGACUCAAAGACCUGGUGGCGUGUUCGCAACGCCGCCAACCAAACGGGGUAUGUGCCAUCGAACUACGUCGAACGAAAGAACAGCCUGAAGAAAGGCUCGCUGGUGAAGAACAUCAAAGACACAUUGGGUUUGGGAAAAACUAAGCGGAAGACAAGCGCCCGUGAUGCCUCCCCAACGCCAAGUUCAGACGCAGAGUACCCCUCCAAUGGCAGCGGGGGUGGAGGGGUGGGGGGAGGAGCCGCUGAGAGAAUCUACGACCUCAACAUCCCCGCUGUGGUCAAGUUUGCCUACAUAGCAGAGAGGGACGACGAGCUGACCCUGGUCAAGGGCUCCAAGGUCAUCGUGAUGGAGAAGUGUAGUGACGGCUGGUGGCGGGGCAGUCUGUCGGGCCGCGUGGGCUGGUUCCCCUCGAAUUAUGUCCAGGAGGAGCUCGGAGGAGCGGAUGAGAGAGGAGAGGGAGAUUCCUCACGGGGCUACCAUGGAGGCUCUCAGGGGACUUUGUUGGCUAACGGGCGUGCAGGCGGCCGUGGUGGAGUGCUCCACCUGGUUCAAACGCUCUACCCCUUCAGCUCUGUAACAGAGGAGGAGCUGAACUUUGAGAAGGGAGAAGUCAUGGAGGUGGUGGAGAAGCCUGAGAACGACCCGGAGUGGUGGAGGUGUAAGAACUCACGUGGCAUGGUGGGCCUGGUACCUAAAAACUAUGUGAUGGUGCUGGAUGAGCGACCCGGCCUGCCCUCCUCUACGUCGAGCUCCCCACAAAGCCGCUUCGUGGCACCGGCACGCUCAGGGAAGUUCGCUGGGAGGGACUGGUACUAUGGCAACAUCACCAGACACCAGGCCGAGUGUAUACUCAACGAGAGAGGAGAGGAGGGCGACUUCCUCAUACGAGACAGCGAGUCAUCGCCCAGUGAUUUCUCCGUGUCUCUGAAGGCAGUGGGUAAGAAUAAGCACUUUAAAGUGCAGCUGUCAGACGGAGUGUACUGUAUCGGCCAACGCAGGUUCAACUCCAUGGAUGAACUGGUGGAGCACUACAAGAAAGCCCCCAUCUUUACCAGCGAACAUGGAGAGAAGCUAUACCUGGUCAAAGCGCUGCUGUGAUUCACACAUCCUCACACCUACACUGGAUCUCACAACACACACUCUCUCAUACACAGUAUACACACUUAAUACUAACGCCACUCCCUAACUGUCUUAACUCGAGCCUUAGGUCUGAACCCCGUUGCUGUGGCGUCUGUUCCACAUCCAGAUCCUCAGUCGCUCCUCGUAAGUUUUAUGUGUGACCCUCCAGUGGUGACCAGGGGAAACUAUUUCUAGCUCAACGGCCGAGCAGUUUAACCCCAUAAGACUGUGCACUGUGACAGCGCAUACCCAGCAACAUCGUUCAUGUGCAGCACAAUGCAUAAUAAGCCUCUCUAUUCCGGAUGUGCUAACGUACGGUGGCCACGCCUGCUACUAACAGAACGCCUGAGGCCUUGUUGGGGGUUGUGCUCUCCUUCUGAUGUCAUACAUACUGCCCAUCUACUAUCACACACAUUGUAGGUUACACCAUUGCUCUUAAUCCACACAGAAUGACAGACAUUUAACAGUUCAAAGAGGACUCAAACCUCUGAGGGACCUUACUCUGGUGUUGCUGGCCAUUGUUUUAUUUUUUUCGUCUGUUGUUGUUUUUUUUAAAAAUGCUUGUUCCUGAGUUAACUUGUUGGUUCUUCAAAGUUAAUUUAAAUUCCUCUCUGGAGGUUCGAAUCAUUGCUCUUUCAUACAGUGACUUCACAAAGUGACCAGAAUCACACUCUCUUGCCUUUUUUCGCCUAAUUUUCACCAUUCCUCUACAUGAUUUCUCUCCCCAAUUGAGUUUGUGUCUUCUGUUACUUUUUUCAAAUUCCUCCUUGUUUCUGGAAUGGAAAAUCUGGAUACAAUACUUCCUGUAAUACUUCCUAAAGGCAGUGGGGGAAGUGUUAAUGCAAUAGGGGAGAACUCUGAAUUCCUGUAGAGUUUGAAUGUUUAUCAAUGUAACCAAAUGUGCCACCCUGUACCCAUACUACUGGCUCCAGGUCUGCACUGCACUCACCAUACUUGGCAUUCAUUCAUAGCUCUAUGCUCAUGCUUUAUAUUGUGUCACAUUGAACAUGUUCUCCAGUAUGUGUCUGUAGCUACAUGAGGAUACUGACUGAAGAAUAUUAAAAAAAAAAAAAAAACCCUCUUUUGAAACACUUUUGAGUAAACACACUCGAUCUGCCCCAGCUCCUGUGAAUGAAUGCAGAUGGAAAAAGUAGUUUUCCUCGACGUAUCUGUCACAAGUGUCAUUUACGCAAAAAAUCUAUAUAAUUUAGUGAUUGACUUAGACCCCAAAAGUAAACUAACCAGGAAGAGCAGCCCUACGCUCAACGUUUAUGAAUCACAUGAUUUGGAAAUACUUAUCAGGUCAUGAAGCAAGUGCAACGAUGGCUGCUGACCGUUCGUCAAACCCCUCUUCCGAACAGCGAUUGUCCAGUAGUAGCUGGGCACGUCGCUAGGCACGGCAGGUCUGUCAAGCUAGGGACUGUAAUACGAGCGAAACAAGACAUCUAAAGCUGUAGAAUUUGGAUUUAGUGUCUUCUUUUUUUUUUUUUUUUACAAGCCUUUCCAAAACCAAGAACCUAGAAAUGAGAAGCCUGCUUCUGGGGGGGGGGCUUGACGAGCGGUCAUUGUUUAAUAACAGUCAUCUUUCACUGUCAAGAAACCAAAUAUACUGUCACCUGGCUUAUAAUGAAAAUAAUUCUAGUCCUACCAAACAUUUUCCUGUGUAUUUUCUUUUGCUAUGUGCAUUUGUUUACCAAUGGAAGUGUUUAUUAUGGGGUCCUCAGCUUUUAUAUGAUAUAUCUGAAUGUUAUUGAGCAUUGUUAUUUAAUUCUUGUCUCCACUGUAUGUAUAUAUUCAAAAUAAGAUGAGGUGCAUAUAUGAAUCGUUAAGAUCCAACUAUGGUACUGUAUCACCGACAACGUGAUGAGAAUUGAAAUACUUUUGUUCAAUAAAAUUUUUUGAAGAAUA
Xiphias gladius (swordfish) is the source of this 3463-nucleotide messenger RNA. Its product is annotated as cytoplasmic protein NCK2-like. The record is from RefSeq and is a predicted model, not a curated record. Gene Ontology annotation, biological process: negative regulation of PERK-mediated unfolded protein response; positive regulation of endoplasmic reticulum stress-induced intrinsic apoptotic signaling pathway; positive regulation of translation in response to endoplasmic reticulum stress. Gene Ontology annotation, molecular function: protein binding. The transcript is spliced from 4 exons. NCBI's taxonomy places the organism in Eukaryota, Metazoa, Chordata, Actinopteri, Istiophoriformes, Xiphiidae. The coding region runs from base 338 to 1534 and encodes 398 amino acids.